Molecule: messenger RNA, 2411 nt
Organism: Neltuma alba
Lineage: Eukaryota; Viridiplantae; Streptophyta; Magnoliopsida; Fabales; Fabaceae
Product: protein NSP-INTERACTING KINASE 1-like
Exons: 11
Coding region: 231-2126 (631 amino acids)
Biological process (GO): protein phosphorylation
Molecular function (GO): ATP binding; protein kinase activity
Source: RefSeq, a predicted model, not a curated record
UAUUAUAUUGUUCUUUGUACAGCUUCCUGACAACAGGCAAGCAUGCUAGUUCUCUUUAUACUUUCAAAAUCUAUGUCCUAUUUUUGUGGGCCUGAAGGGUGGGGGGGAGAUUUUUGGUGAAUGUUAUUGCUGAAAGGAAAUGGGUCUCUUUCUUCUUCCUUGAAAAAUCACUGUAAAGAUAGUGCCUCCAUUUCUGAAUCGUUAACGUUAUCAGUUUGUAACUGAACUGAAUGGAGACGCUAAGAACACAGACUCUUCUCUGUUUCAUGGCACUUGUCUGGCUUUCUUAUUCUUCUUCUGCAAAUGCUUUGCUCUCUCCUAAAGGAGUGAACUUUGAAGUUCAAGCUUUGAUGGGCAUAAAAGCUUCUUUGGUCGAUCCUCAUGGAGUUUUAGAUACUUGGGAUGGAGAUGCUGUCGAUCCUUGUAGCUGGACCAUGGUCACCUGUUCUUCUGACAGCCUUGUCGUUAGCCUGGGCACUCCCAGUCAAAGCUUAUCUGGUACUUUGUCUCCCACCAUAGGAAACCUCACAAACCUUCAGACUUUGUUGUUACAGAAUAAUAACAUUACAGGCACAAUUCCUUCAGAACUGGGGAAGCUUUCAAGGCUGCAAACUUUAGAUCUGUCAAAUAAUUUGUUCAGUGGGGAACUUCCUGCCUCUUUAGGCCACAUGAGAAAGCUGCAAUACUUGAGGCUCAAUAAUAAUAGUCUUUCUGGAGAAUGUCCAGAGUCACUGGCCAACAUGACACAACUUGCUUUUCUUGACUUGUCCUACAACAAUCUGAGUGAGCCUGUGCCCAGAAUUCUGGCCAAAUCAUUCAGCAUUGUUGGAAAUCCGCUCAUCUGUGGUACUGGGAAAGAAGAAACCUGCCAUGGGAUGACACUGAUGCCUAUGUCCAUGAACUUAAACAAUACCCAAGCUGCUCAACCUUCUGGCAGACAAAAAACACACAAAGUGGCGAUUGCCUUCGGUUUGAGCCUAGGAUGUCUGUGUCUCAUAGUUGUUUGUUUUGGACUAUUUCUCUUGUGGAGGCAUAAGCAUAAUCAACAAGCAUUCUUUGAUGUCAAAGAUCGUCAUCAUGAGGAAGUCUAUCUGGGAAACUUGAAGAGGUUCCAUUUCAGAGAGUUGCAGAUUGCUACCAACAAUUUCAGCAACAAGAACAUACUAGGAAAAGGCGGGUUUGGACACGUGUACAAGGGAAUUCUCCCAGAUGGAACAGUGGUAGCAGUGAAGAGGCUUAGAGAUGGGAAUGCCAUUGGAGGAGAAAUACAGUUUCAGACUGAAGUUGAGAUGAUCAGCUUGGCAGUGCACAGAAACCUCCUCAGACUCUAUGGUUUCUGUAUGACUCCAUCUGAAAGGCUUCUGGUUUACCCUUAUAUGCCUAAUGGCAGUGUUGCUUCUCGCCUCAAAGGAAAACCAGUGUUGGACUGGGCAACAAGGAAGCAGAUAGCAUUAGGAGCAGCAAGGGGACUGCUAUACCUUCAUGAGCAGUGUGAUCCAAAGAUAAUUCAUAGGGAUGUGAAAGCUGCAAACAUACUGCUUGAUGAGUACUAUGAGGCAGUGGUUGGAGAUUUUGGGUUGGCAAAGCUUUUGGAUCAUCAAGACUCUCAUGUGACUACUGCUGUGAGGGGGACUGUGGGCCACAUUGCCCCUGAAUACCUCUCCACAGGGCAGUCCUCUGAGAAGACAGAUGUCUUUGGAUUUGGUAUUCUUCUUCUUGAGUUGAUUACUGGACUCAGGGCUCUUGACUUUGGAAAAGCUGCCAAUCAGAAAGGAGCCAUGCUUGAUUGGGUGAAGAAAAUUCAUCAAGAGAAGAAACUUGAACUGCUGGUGGACAAGGAUCUGAAGAGCAACUAUGACAGAAUAGAGCUAGAAGAAAUGGUGAAAGUGGCACUUCUGAGUACUCAAUACCUUCCAGGACAGAGACCUAAAAUGUCAGAAGUAGUGAGAAUGCUUGAAGGAGAUGGACUUGCAGAAAGAUGGGAAGCUUCCCAAAGAGCUCAUGACACAACAGCCACAAGCAAAUCCAAACAUCCCCAUGAAUUCUCUUCAUCAGAUCGCUUCUCUGAUCUCACUGAUGACUCUUCUUUGUUAGUCCAAGACAUGGAACUUUCAGGUCCAAGGUGAUUUUGUAUACAGCUUAGAUUUUUCUUUUAUAUAUAUAUAUAUAUGGUUUUUUAAGUUUAGAAAUUUAAGUAUAUGAUUUUGAAGAGCCUAUAUAAUGAUGCUUGAAUCUAUAAUGCAAACCAAUCUUGAUGUUUCCUUUUAAAUGUACAGAAAUUUUUGUUGUGUAAAAAGUCAGAGGAAUAGGACCUUUCAGCACAACUUCAUGUGCUUACGUAGACACUUUGUUUAAACUUGUAUUGUCUGUCUUUUCUUUCAGCUUCAAUCAAAUUCAUUUUAAUUGAUUUA